Molecule: messenger RNA, 468 nt
Organism: Vanessa tameamea
Lineage: Eukaryota; Metazoa; Arthropoda; Insecta; Lepidoptera; Nymphalidae
Exons: 2
Coding region: 1-447 (148 amino acids)
Biological process (GO): mitochondrial electron transport, NADH to ubiquinone; ATP synthesis coupled electron transport
Cellular component (GO): mitochondrial inner membrane
Source: RefSeq, a predicted model, not a curated record
AUGUCGAAGAAAAAAUACAAUUUUAGAGAUGUAUCUUACGGCUUACAAAAGCUAAGAAACUUUUUACUCGGAAGAAAACAUACACUGCAUGGUCGUUUUCCUCCUUUAUUGGCUCCACGUACUAUUCCACCAGCUGAGAUUCCAAGGGGACCAGAUUUUAAAUAUUCUGACAAAUAUUACUUUAAAAGAAAUGCUUUUAAUUCAGUUCUGCCACCAGUUGUUGCACCAGUAGGGGAAGGUCCCCCUAUUUUGAAGGAUCCAGUUAAAAAAAUAGCUUCUACGGUUAUUCCUCCAGAUGCCAUAUGCUUUAACUAUGCUCCAACACCUGGCCCUACAUGGUGGUGGGAUGGUCACUGUUAUUAUGAAAAUGUCCCGGAUCCGAUUUGUGCCCCUCAGCAAAGUGCUUCGCCUUGUCCACCUUCACCUGAACAACAACAACAAAAAUAAUUAAGAACAGAAAAAUAUACA